Molecule: messenger RNA, 803 nt
Organism: Oppiella nova
Lineage: Eukaryota; Metazoa; Arthropoda; Arachnida; Sarcoptiformes; Oppiidae
Source: the annotation of a GenBank genome assembly
AUGGUAAGAGACAGUUCGCUGGAGGGGUCACCCAACUGGUUGUCACCCAAUUUAUAUUCUUUACACUUUCUUAGCAUUACCAAUAAGCAACAAACAUUACCACCGUUGGAGACAUUGCCAACAGACAUGUCGACCAUGUCCUCCAUGAAUAUGUCUUCAAUCAUGAGUCCAUUUGAUGAGAGCUGUAUGAAUGCCCAGAACUCGUCAUCCGAUGAUAAUGUGGUCUUCGUUGGAGCCGUUGCUCUAAAUCAGGACAAUGAAUGCCAAGUGAUUUGUCAAAUACAGACACUCCAACAGUUUGCUAUUACUUUUGCUGGAAUCAUAAGAACCCGGGCUAUAAUCGUUGGCAAUAUAUUCAUGGCUUCAAUGCCCGAUAACUCUACCUGUGCUCAAACAGGUACAUGUAUGGGAGGGAUGUGUAAUGGAAGUGCGGAUACAAUGUCCACAACUAUGUCUUCAGACAUGACGAGCACCACUACAGUCGCGACUAAGACAACGACAAUCAAGAGAAAUACGACAACCAAAGCCCCGAAACGGGCUUAAAAGUAUGAAGUGGUUGUCCCAUGCAAUUGAUAUCAUUAAUAUUUUAAUUCUUAUGUAAUCCCUGUGCUCUUAAAAUACUUAUUUAAUUCAGAGAUUAUUGCAAAUCUAAUCAAUCAGUUAUACAAUUGUGAGAGUUUUGUAACACUUGUAAGUCAUGCAUGUAUUGUCUUUUAGAAAGUUAAUUGACAACAAAAAUAUCUUCGUAUGAACUCUUGCACUGAAUAUACUGUACUUUUCAUAUAAAUUAUACCGAUAUAGAC